CCAGACCUGAAGAAUGAUUUGUGAAUCCGGAAUGUGUGACAGCGUCAUCGCAGUAUUUUAUUGACCAUGGAUCCUUAUGAUGCGUCAAAAUUGACUCCUAGACAAAGUGCAUCCUCAAGGCUUAAAGAUUACUUUAUAGGUGCUACCCCUCUGCAGAAACGGUUAGAAUCAGUCAGAAAGCAGGCUACAUUUGUCUCGACUCCACCUCGAAAGAAAAUUCCCCAGUGUUCACAGUUGCAGGAAGAUGUUGAUCCUCAAAAGGUUGCAUUCCUUCUGCAUAAGCAAUGGACUUUAUAUAGUUUAACUCCCUUAUAUAAAUUCUCCUAUACUAAUCUCAAAGAGUAUUCUAGACUCCUAAGUGCGUUUAUUACUGCUGAAAAGCAGAAAGGGCUUGCUGUGGAAGUGGGAGAAGACAUGAACAUCAAAGUGAUUUUCUCUACUCUCCUAGGAGUGAAAGGAACACAAAAGGACUCUGAAGCAUUUCUUGUCCAGAUUCUGUCAAAAUCUCAACGGCCAUCUGAGAACACAGAAGGUAAAGUGUUGUGGACUGGUUGGUUCUGCUGUAUAUUUGGAGAGAGUCUUCUAGAAACUGUUUCAGAAGAUUUCACCUGUCUACCCUUAUUCCUUGCAAAUGGAGCAGAGGCUAAUACAGCCAUAAUUGGAACCUGGUUUCAGAAAACGUUUGACUGUUAUUUCAGUCCCUUAUCAAUCAAUGCAUUUAAUCUUUCCUGGAUGGCUGCUAUGUGGACUGCAUGCAAAAUGGACCAUUACAUGGCUACUACUGAAUUUCUUUGGUCUGUACCCUGUAGCCCUCAAAGUCUGGACAUUUCUUAUGCCAUACAUCCAGAGGAUGCAAAAGCUUUGUGGGACAGCAUCCACAAAACACCUGGGGAAGUUACCCAAGAGGAAGUUGACUUAUUCAUGGACUGCCUUUAUUCACAUUUCCAUAGACAUUUCAAAAUUCAUUUAUCAGCCACAAGAUUGGUUCGUGUUUCAACAUCUGUAGCUUCAGCACAUACUGAUGGAAAAAUAAAGAUUCUGUGUCAUAAAUACCUUAUUGGAGUGUUGGCGUAUUUGACAGAACUGGCAAUUUUUCAAAUUGAGUGAGGCCUUGUAUGGACUACAAGUUAUAGAUUAUAUACUCUUUUUUAACUGCCAUGCUGGGAAAUGGGCAUCUAUUCUGCAUCUGUUUUCCUCACAGUGCCACUGGAGUGGCUCAGAUGGAAGCCAAGAACGAUUCAGAACAAAGGAGAUGGUAGUGGAUGAGCCAGGUGCUGUGUACUAGUUAUCUUGAUCUAGGAUGCCAGCCUAUAGAAAAUGCUGAGUUGCUUAUUUAUUGGUCACCUCUUUCUCUCUGAAAAAAUACAGAAUGUUUAUUAUGCCAACCCUUCAGGAGUCAAAUGAGAUAUCUUUAUAUUGGGUAUUUCUGAUUUGGGUCUUUAAAACCUAUUAUCUCUUUUGGGCACUUUAGACUUGCAUUUAGAGAAUUUGUUUCCUAAAGACAAUUCAUUUUGCUAUAGAGAACUGGCAAUCAGAAUCACCUCCGAAGGAAACUAGAUUAAUAUUUGAAUUUUUUAGCCACAAACCUGCUUCUGUUUUUAAACUGUUCAAUUCUUAUUGCAAUGUUGAAUUAAAUAUUUACUUUUAAAAUGAACCAGUAUGUUUAUCAGUGUCUUGGUAACAGCUCUUUUAAUUAAUGUCUCAGUAAUAAACACACGAGCUCUGGUGGCACAACAGUUACAUGCUCGGCUGCUAACCAAAAGAUUGGGGUUCGAACUCACCCAGCAGCUGUGUGGGAGAAAGACCUGGUGAUAUGCUUCUGUCAAGAUUA
Messenger RNA from Trichechus manatus latirostris (Florida manatee), 1831 nucleotides. It is a transcript of the gene CENPL, whose product is annotated as centromere protein L. The transcript has 5 exons. The record is from RefSeq and is a predicted model, not a curated record. NCBI's taxonomy places the organism in Eukaryota, Metazoa, Chordata, Mammalia, Sirenia, Trichechidae. The coding region runs from base 67 to 1107 and encodes 346 amino acids.